UGAAAUCUAAGAACAACACUUCUGAAUUUCUUAUAUACGUGACAUUGAAUACCCUUAUGAGGAUAAUAUCGCAGUGGCUAGAUAAGAAAGCAUUUCAGAUAUAAAAUUUAAAAAAAUUAAUUAAACCUUUUAAUCUAUUGUAUGAUUAUUUGUUUAUUAUGUUGCUUAAAUUUUUGAUUUGUGUGCUUAGUGUUUCUCUUUCAUACGGUUUUGAGGAUGAUGUUGCACGCCGAUUACACGUUGAAGAGUUACAGUAUGAAAAUACCCUGAAAAAAUUUGACAGUUACCCUCCUGCAAAAGCUCCAGAAAAUGCCCAUUGCAUGUGCGAAAAUGGAGAAUGUUUGAGAGAUUCUUCUGGGGAAUUGAAAUGUGUCUGCUUACCAGAAUAUGGACUUUAUGAUUCAUAUCGUUGUAAAGCUUGCCUUUGUGGUCCAGGAGCCAAUUGCACUUUUCAGAAAGGUUGGUUUAAAACAUAUGUAAAUUGCAUUUGCCCUGAAGGCUCAAAAAAGGGUGCUGACAACCGUUGUGAAGAUCCAUGUAAAAGUAAUCCUUGUAAAAACGGCGGGAAAUGUAGAGUCGAUAAAAAUGGUCUGCAAUGUGACUGUCCUUACCCAUAUUUGGGCAAAUUUUGUGAACAAGAUGUAUGCAUGGAGAAUCCGUGUCAAAAUGGCGGUUCCUGCAUCGUAGCUGAAGACGAAAUAGAUUGCAUUUGUAAACCUCCAUUUAAAGGAGAUUUUUGUGAAAUUGGUGCUUGUAUGCCAAAUCCUUGUAAAAAUAAUGGUUUAUGUGAAGAGAAAGGAAGUGAAUUCGAUUGUUACUGCAAAAUGCCUUUUUAUGGAAAGUUUUGCGAAAAAGAAAUGAUUCCUGAAUAUUCUUCAACAUAUGUUUCUACUAUUUCAACUGGAAAAAUCGUCUCAGAGGACUUCAACACAACAUUUUCUGAACCUUUUAACUUCACGAAUGAAUAUGAUUGGACAGAUGAACCUCUAAACUAUUCGUUGACUAUAAACCAAACAACCGAUAAUUUGCUCGAUUACUCAUAUGAAUUUAAUGACACUACUUCUGAGCCUUUUAACUUCACGAAAGAUUAUGAUUGGACAAAUGAACCUCUAAACUAUUCGUUGACUAUAAACCAAACAACCGAUAAUUUUCUCAACUACACAUAUGAUUUCAAUGAAAUUGCUUCUGAACAUUAGGAAAACUUGUAUGAUACCUUGUUAGAUUUCCAUCUAAAGUUAUUCUAAAUAUUUAUAUAUAUUCUAAAGUAUCAAAAAUUACAUAACUGGAAGUAUUAUUUCAUAUUCUAAACUUACUUUCUAAAAAUUUGUAUGAUAAUCGGAAAUAUAUAAUUUCUUUGUUAAAAAAUGGUUACCUAAUAAUGCCUUGAUAAUUAAUUAAAAUUCGAACGAGCAUGUAAACUGAAACAAAGUUUUGAUUCAUUCUAUUGUAUUAACAUGAAUGCAUAGAAAAAAAAUCCACUUAUCUUUUAUAUUGACUGCAUAGAAAUUGAGACACUUAGAACGAUUUCAACGAAGUAAUAUGAAUGUGUCAUUUAGGAUGAAUCUGACUAUUCUAUAUAGUGUUGAUAUUGGUUGUAAAGUGGCUGCGAAAUAUCGAGUAAAUCGAACAAUUCUAUAUAGGGCCAAAAUCGGAAAAGAUUCGUGAAUAUAGGGUCAAAGAGGGCCCAAGUUAUAUUGCUGCUAGUGACUUAUAUAUUUUUUUGCAUUGAGCAUAUCAUAACUAGUAACUACAACUAGUGUAAAAUAAGUUUUCCUUUUAGAGAAUUCAAGCGACAUUUUUCAGAUAGAUGUUUCCAGAUUAGUUUUUAUUAUUCUUUUUUAGUCUUUAUUAAUCUUUUAAUGUUUUUACACUCAUUAUAUUUUCUAAUUCACCAAAUUUAUUCUAAUCAACCUUAUUAUGUUUCUUCAACAUUUAUAAUGAAUGUCUAUAAUCUUCAAUAAAUUUCAAAUAUGUAA
Messenger RNA from Parasteatoda tepidariorum (common house spider), 1976 nucleotides. RefSeq lists its product as uncharacterized. NCBI's taxonomy places the organism in Eukaryota, Metazoa, Arthropoda, Arachnida, Araneae, Theridiidae. The record is from RefSeq and is a predicted model, not a curated record. Gene Ontology annotation, biological process: establishment or maintenance of epithelial cell apical/basal polarity; heterophilic cell-cell adhesion. Gene Ontology annotation, cellular component: protein-containing complex; plasma membrane.